AUGACACCCGCCAUCGAUCUCGAAGCUGCUGCUAACCGUCUCGACUCGUACACUCCUGCUGCUUUCCACAUGCAGCAACACCAUCACCUCCACAAAGACACUGCCGACCUCCUCAUGGAGGCAAAAGAAGCUCAGCGCAUCAAGACCCUCGAGAUCAUGGAUGCUCGGGCCGAACUCCUCCGCUCCAAGCUCAACGAUGACGCUUCCAGCAUCACUACCGCCGUCGACUCCAACAGCGGCAGCCCCGAAAAGGUGAUCGAUGACUUUCACGAUCCUUGCGGUCCCUUUGAAGGCCCCGAGAAGCUCCUUGAGCUUUGGUUUGCCGAGGAGCCAGCCGACGUUAGCGCUUGUCGAUGGUCCGACCCGGACGCUCGCCCCAACCAUUUUGGCCUUCGCUCGGUUCCCAGAGCCAUCUGGGAAACCAUGCUGGACAUUGUCAAGUGCAAGGUGCUCAGCGUCAUCCAAGGCUCUCACGUUGACGCCUACUUGCUCAGCGAGUCUUCCAUGUUUGUCUUUCCGCACAAGCUCAUCCUCAAGACGUGCGGCACCACCACUCUCUUGCUCGGCCUCGAGAAGCUUCUGACCAUCGCUGCCAAAGCUCUUGCCGGUCUCAACACCGCUUCUAGCUUUGCCAAGCUCUCCUCCCCCGACAUCGACGACCAGGAUCACGAUGAUGAGGCGUCCACCGCCAUGUCCGACUCGAGCUUUGUCCAGGAACGUCAGCUCGGCGCCAUUGUCAAGCACGCCUUUUACAGCCGAAAGAGCUUCAUGUUCCCCGAGCGUCAGAAAGGCCCUCACCGCGACUGGAUGCUCGAAGUGGCCGUUCUCGACCGCUUUUUCGACCAUGGCUCAGCCUACACGGUCGGCAAAAUGAACGGCGACCACUGGCUGCUCUGGAUGGGCUGCGAGGGUGCGCGCGAGGCCGAACCUUUUUCCAUCGCUGCCGCUGAUACCAUCGAGCGGCCUCUGACUCUGCCCGCUCCCUGUGUCGAGGACCAGACGCUCGAGAUUCUCAUGACGCACCUCUCGCCUGCUUCGUGCGCUCGAUUUGUGUUUGACGAACAGCUUCCGCACCCCACCGUUGCAGAGUGCUACCCACGCAACCACUUGUCAGCCACCGAAGCGUCAGCACCCGCUUCAUCGCUCGACAAAGGCCACGCGCUCGGUCUCGCUCUCUCCAACAAACUCGGCCUUACCGAGCUCUUUCCCGAAACCGAACUCGACGCUUUCGCGUUUGAGCCUUGCGGCUACUCUGCCAAUGCCGUCAUGCCCCGCGGCGGUAAGAACGACAAUGCUGGCUACUGGACCAUCCACGUGACCCCCGAACAAGACUCUUCCUACGCUUCCUUCGAGACCAACGUCGCUCUCUGCUCUAACAGUCCUUCCAGCACCAUUCGGGACGAGCAGACUACGCUCGAGCUGCCCACCAAUCUGCCCACCUUGGUCAGGCGUGUGGUCGACAUCUUUGAACCGGGCAAGAUGUCGGUCACCCUGUUCGUCUCGACUUCCGAGCAUGCCGAGGAGGUUGAGGGUGACAAGGCUGUCUUGACCAACGAGGACAUCCUGCAUGCCCUGACCAUCAAAGGUUACAAGAGGACCGAUAGGAUCGCAUACGAAUUCGAGAGGUACAAUCUCGUCUUUGUGUCUUUUGAAAUGAGGCGCUCUCAUUAG
Molecule: messenger RNA, 1671 nt
Organism: Mycosarcoma maydis (corn smut)
Lineage: Eukaryota; Fungi; Basidiomycota; Ustilaginomycetes; Ustilaginales
Product: adenosylmethionine decarboxylase SPE2
Exons: 1
Coding region: 1-1671 (556 amino acids)
Biological process (GO): spermidine biosynthetic process; spermine biosynthetic process
Cellular component (GO): cytosol
Molecular function (GO): adenosylmethionine decarboxylase activity
Source: RefSeq, a predicted model, not a curated record